Molecule: messenger RNA, 801 nt
Organism: Stylonychia lemnae
Lineage: Eukaryota; Ciliophora; Spirotrichea; Sporadotrichida; Oxytrichidae
Source: the annotation of a GenBank genome assembly
AUGUCUUAAAGUUUCUGGAAAUACGUGUUGGCAGCAAGUGCGGUUCUUUUCCAAUUAUCUCAGGCUGCCUUCUACGACUGCAUUACUAACCUUGCUAGCUUAAGAUCUGAUGCAGAUGCUCUUGAAUUAGUCAAAAAGGCGCAUGCUGAAAAGCUCAAGUUUUCAUCCUAGUGCCUUGAAAUUGUGUUGAAGAAGAACUUUUUCAAAACCGGUGAAUAUAUGAUUGACGAGUAUUACCCAAAAACAUCUAUAGAUACUGAGGUCAUAGUUAGAAACGUAGCCAAUGAUAUCAAGAGAAAUCAAGAUUACCUCAUAUUCUAGGUUAAAAAGAGAGAGCUGAACAAUAAUUUCAUCUCAGUAAAGCCAGUUAUCUACUGGGCUUAACACACUGAAGAUUUAUUACUUAUGGUGAGACUUCACUCUCAGAUGGAUACUCCAGAUUGCAAGUAGAGCUUUGAAAGAGAGGUUAUUAUUGAGGAGGACAGAAUCAGAGUUCAGGCUUACUGCUAUGAGUCAGAGGAUAAUAUUCGUAUUUUCGAUACAGAUGAAGUUAUUUUUAAGAAAAAGAUUAUUCCCGAAAAAAGUACUUACGAAUGGAGAGGCGAUGGCAAGCUAAUUCUCAACUUAAGAAAAGCUAAUGCUCCAAGUUUCUGGAAAUAUCUACUACAAGAUGUAAAGAAAGAAGUAAAGGAAUUAUAAGUAUGGUGGGAGAUGAGAGACAGAUACAUUGAGUAGUUAGAAGAAUAUAUGAUGGAGGAAAAUGCAAAAGAAAGACUAGAGUAGAAAGCAAGCGAUCUUUGA